Messenger RNA from Dermochelys coriacea (leatherback sea turtle), 1337 nucleotides. RefSeq names its product phosphoribosyl pyrophosphate synthetase associated protein 2 (gene PRPSAP2). Gene Ontology annotation, biological process: purine nucleotide biosynthetic process; 5-phosphoribose 1-diphosphate biosynthetic process. NCBI's taxonomy places the organism in Eukaryota, Metazoa, Chordata, Testudines, Dermochelyidae. The transcript is spliced from 10 exons. Gene Ontology annotation, cellular component: ribose phosphate diphosphokinase complex; cytoplasm. The record is from RefSeq and is a predicted model, not a curated record. Gene Ontology annotation, molecular function: ribose phosphate diphosphokinase activity; magnesium ion binding. The coding region runs from base 22 to 1131 and encodes 369 amino acids.
GGAAAAACAAAGUAGGUUUUGAUGUUUUGUGUGGCAUCAACUGAAAUAGAAGCCAGCAUGAAUAUAACAAAGGGUGGGCUGGUGCUGUUUUCAGCUAAUUCCAAUUCAUCAUGCACGGAACUAUCAAGGAGAAUUGCUGAACGGUUGGGGGUAGAGAUGGGCAAAGUUCAGGUUUAUCAGGAGCCAAACAGAGAAACAAGGGUGCAGAUUCAAGAGUCUGUGAGAGGAAAAGAUGUCUUUAUCAUCCAAACAGUUUCAAAGGAUGUGAAUACUACGAUCAUGGAACUCCUGAUCAUGGUGUAUGCUUGUAAAACCUCCUGUGCCAAAAGCAUUAUUGGAGUGAUUCCCUACUUCCCAUACAGCAAGCAGUGCAAGAUGAGGAAAAGGGGCUCCAUUGUCUCUAAAUUACUGGCUUCGAUGAUGUGCAAAGCUGGUCUAACUCACCUUAUUACAAUGGAUUUACAUCAGAAGGAAAUACAGGGGUUCUUUAAUAUUCCAGUUGAUAAUCUGAGAGCGUCUCCAUUCUUGCUUCAGUACAUUCAAGAAGAGAUCCCAGAUUACAGGAAUGCUGUGAUUGUGGCCAAGUCACCUGCAUCUGCAAAGAGGGCACAGUCAUUUGCUGAGCGCCUGAGGCUAGGAAUUGCUGUGAUUCAUGGGGAAGCUCAAGAUGCUGAAUCUGACCUGGUGGAUGGUCGACAUUCACCUCCUACAGCCAAAAGUGUAGCUGCUAUUCAUCCCAGUUUGGAGAUACCGAUGCUGAUUCCAAAGGAAAAACCACCCAUCACAGUUGUUGGAGAUGUAGGAGGAAGAAUAGCCAUCAUUGUGGAUGACAUUAUAGAUGAUGUUGACAGCUUCCUCGCUGCAGCAGAAACGCUCAAGGAAAGGGGAGCAUACAAGAUUUUUGUAAUGGCGACCCACGGCCUGCUGUCUUCAGAUGCUCCCAGGUUGAUAGAAGAGUCUGCUAUUGAUGAAGUUGUUGUAACCAACACUAUUCCACAUGAAAUACAAAAACUCCAGUGUCCCAAAAUUAAGACCGUGGAUAUCAGUAUGAUCCUCUCAGAAGCCAUUCGCAGAAUUCAUAACGGGGAGUCCAUGUCUUACCUUUUCAGAAAUAUAGGACUAGAUGAUUAAUCUUUUAUUUUUAUUUUAAAGAAAUACCAAGGGCCAAACUGGAAUUGUAUAGAAAACAAGCUGUGAAGCAUCAUGCUUACCUUAAUAUUUCAAUUGAGUCAUUUCUGUUUUGUUGUUUUUCUUGGUUUAAAUUUGAAGUUAGACCAGAUUUCAAGAGCUAUUUUUCUUUGCAGUUUUUGAAAAAGAUCCAAAAGUUUUCCAAAAAG